CUAAAUGUCAAGUUGGGGAGGGGAGGGAGCCCAAUGACUCCCAAAGGAAACUGAGGGGCAUACAUGUAAGUGCAGCAAGAGCGACGGCUUAUGUGGGCUGAACUGGUGAGAGAGAAGUCAAGAAUUUUGAGGAGAGGUGGGAAAGUAUGGAUCACCCCAGACCAUAGGGAGUAGAAUAUUUGAGAAACUGGGGACAUAGGCAACUGGAAAAAAAAGAAGGCUAAACUACAAAAAGGUGAGCCCGAGACAAAGCUUAGGGAUGUGGGUCCUGUAGGAGAGAGGAACUGGGAAGGCUCAAAGGCUGCAGAGGACAAAAUGCUCACCCUUCCUCUUUCUCAGGCUGUCAGGACCCAUCUGAAGCCCCAAGAACAAUGGCAAGCAGAGAAGAUGAACUGAGGAGCUGUGCUGUGUGUGGGGACAGGGCUACAGGCUAUCACUUCCAUGUCCUGACCUGUGAAGGCUGCAAAGGGUUUUUCAGGAGAACUAUCAACAAAGGUAUGGGACUCACCUGUCCUUUUGAUCAAUGUUGUGAGGUCAGCAAAAACCAGAGGCGCCAUUGCCCAGCCUGCAGGCUACAGAAAUGCCUCGAUGCGGGCAUGAGGAAAGACAUGAUCCUGUCAGCAGAAGUCCUGGCACAGAGGCGGGCAAGGAAGGCCCAGAGGCAGGCAGAGCAGAAAACUGUGCAGCUGAGUGAGAAGCAGGAGACAUUAGUCCAGGUGUUCCUGGGGGCUCAUGCCCGCCAUGUGAGCACCAUGUUUGACCAAUUUGUACAGUUCCGGCCCCCAGCCCAUCUGUUCAUCCAACACCAGCCUGUACCCUUUCUGCCACCUGUGUUACCAUUGCUUAUACACCUAGCAGACAUCAGCACUUUCAUGGUAGAACAAGUGAUCAAGUUCACCAAAGACCUGCCUCAUUUCCGGUGUCUGCCCAUAGAAGACCAGAUAUCCCUAUUGAAGGGUGCAGCCCUGGAAAUCUGUCACAUCGAACUCAACACCAUUUUCUGUACUCAAAGCCAAGCUUUCCUAUGUGGACCUCUCCGAUAUACCUUCCAAGAUGGAGCUCAUGACCGACCUGGUGUGACACAACGGGAGCAAAUCGAUCAGUUCCAAGAAGAGAUGGCACUGACACUACAGAACUACAUCAGAAGCCAGCAAGCUCGGCCCCAAGGCCGGUUCUUGUACGCAAAGAUGCUUGGGCUGCUGGCAGAACUUCGAAGUCUCAGCACUGAGUACGGACGCCAGCUGCAGCACAUCCAGGAGUUGUCGGCCCUGAUGCCUCUGCUCCAGGAAAUCUACAGCUGAAACCCUGCCCACCCACCCACCCCAAACCCCAUUCCCCCUGCCUAGAGCAUCCUUAGCUAACAACCUGUCCCUGCCUACCCACCUGGCACAUUCCCCACACUGCUGCUGUGGCUUUCCUAGGCAAUCACAGCAGCCUGCCCUGCCCUUCCACUCUAUAUGGUUCUUACAGGG
This is a messenger RNA of Gracilinanus agilis (Agile Gracile Mouse Opossum), 1472 nucleotides long. RefSeq names its product nuclear receptor subfamily 1 group I member 3 (gene NR1I3). The record is from RefSeq and is a predicted model, not a curated record. The coding region runs from base 372 to 1301 and encodes 309 amino acids. Gene Ontology annotation, molecular function: nuclear receptor activity; zinc ion binding; RNA polymerase II cis-regulatory region sequence-specific DNA binding. Gene Ontology annotation, biological process: negative regulation of transcription by RNA polymerase II; positive regulation of transcription by RNA polymerase II; cell differentiation. NCBI's taxonomy places the organism in Eukaryota, Metazoa, Chordata, Mammalia, Didelphimorphia, Didelphidae. The transcript is spliced from 7 exons.